Suricata suricatta (meerkat) is the source of this 2412-nucleotide messenger RNA. RefSeq names its product sulfotransferase 1C1-like. Gene Ontology annotation, molecular function: sulfotransferase activity. Gene Ontology annotation, biological process: sulfation. The record is from RefSeq and is a predicted model, not a curated record. The transcript is spliced from 8 exons. The coding region runs from base 83 to 997 and encodes 304 amino acids. Gene Ontology annotation, cellular component: cytoplasm. NCBI's taxonomy places the organism in Eukaryota, Metazoa, Chordata, Mammalia, Carnivora, Herpestidae.
AGAAUCAUCGAGUGUCAACAAAUAGAAAGCAACAAUCAAGGUCUCAUAAAACCACUUGCCUGGAAUCUUUCUACGUAGAAAGAUGUCCCUGGAGGAAAUGAAAGAUCUUCAGCUGGUGGGAAAAUACAUACAACCAGAAACCAAGGAAGUGAAUGGAGUCCUUUUGACUAAGUUUAUAAGUGAUAAUUGGGAGAACAUCUGGAAUUUCCAAGCAAGACCUGAUGAUCUUCUCAUUGCAUCCUAUGCCAAGGCAGGCACAACCUGGACACAGGAGAUUGUGGACAUGAUCCAAAAUGAUGGAGAUGUGGAGAAGUGCCGGCGGGCCAACACCUUUGACCGGCAACCUUUCAUUGAAUGGGCUCUACCCCCGCCCUUGAACUCAGGUCUGGAUCUGGCCAAAAAAAUGCCUUCUCCUAGAACUAUGAAGACUCAUCUGCCUGUUCAGUUGCUGCCACCUUCUUUCUGGAAAGAAAAUUCAAAGAUUAUCUAUGUAGCUAGAAAUGCAAAGGACACUGUGGUGUCCUACUACCAUUUCUCAAGAAUGGCUGCACUACUACCUAACCCUGGUACAUGGGAAGAGUUUGUUGAGGCAUUCAAAGCUGGAAAAGUGCUAUGGGGCUCCUGGUAUGAUCAUGUGAAGGGAUGGUGGAAUGCGAAAGACCAGCACCGUAUUCUCUACAUCUUCUAUGAGGACAUUAAGGAGGACCCAAAGCGGGAAAUUCAGAAGAUUUUGAAGUUCCUGGAGAAAGAAAUACCAGAAGAAGUUCUGAAUAAAAUCAUCUAUCAUACCUCCUUCAAUGUAAUGAAGCACAACCCAAUGGCCAACUACACCACUUUGCCUACCAACCUCCUUGACCACUCUAUCUCCCCUUUUAUGAGGAAAGGGAUGCCUGGUGACUGGAAGAGCUAUUUCACUGUGGCCCAGAAUGAAGAAUUUGACAAGGACUACCAGAAGAAGAUGGCAGGGAGCACCCUGACCUUCCGCACAGAGAUCUGACGGCAACAGGGGUGUCUGUCAGUCAAGGAUAUUCUUCCUAGAUUUUAGGCAUUUGAGCCUCAUGAUCAAGAAAACUUAAAAUUUCCUCUAAUUCUGGGCUUUCCUACACUAUCAGUAGAUUGUAUGCCACUGUGAUAUACUUCAUCCAAAUGCAACCAAAUCUUGGGUAGAAAUUUAAAAUUAAAUUACAUGAUCAUUCACAUAGACACCUACCACAUGACGGUGUACUCACCUGCAGACUCACUAUUUUACAAUAGCCUGGCUGCCCAGAUGCAAAAUUCACGAAAAGAGAAAAAUAAAUAAGAGCAGAAACUUCAGCAUAAGAGAAAGUGAAUGAGGAGCAGAGUAUGAGAAAGAGACACUAUGGAGAAUGUGAAAGGGGAAUCAGGUUUUACUCUUAGCCAUCGACACUGAGACACAGAGGAUGGCCAAGCUCUUGGAAGCAUUAGGUUAUGAGGCGCAGAAGGUAAAAUGAAGGGAAGCCAGUGAGCUGUGCCUGACUUAGGUGGUCUCAAGCUGGACAUGGAGAAAGACAAGAAAGAAAUGCAUUAUGAGCAGCACAAGAAACAGGAACAGAAACAGUUCACUUCUGAGGCCAACACAAGACAGGAAGGCAGAAAACAAUCUAUAUUUCAGAUAGGCUUUUUAGAGAGAAAGGGGAGGGGAUCCUCAAAUUGGCCCCUGUCACUCAAAGAAAAUAAAAUACCAGCACCACAUGCACUUUAAGAUAAUCCUGAAUAUCACAUAUCUAGAAGGAUCAUCUUUCAUAUUUCUUAAAAAGAGGCUUUUAGAAAAAUGGUCAAUAUUUACAAAUUAUUCAGCUACACAUGUAAUCAUGUUCUGUUUCUUUUUUUACACUAAAAUCUGUCUCAAGAAAGAUCUAGCAUCAUUUACACAAGAAGUGAAAAGAUCAAUGUAUUAUUUUAAAAGAACGUCAGGAAGGUACAGUUUAUGGGAGUAGUGCAUUUCUAUGCCACUAAAUCAUAAUAUACAGAAUAUUAUCAACUCCAUGCAGGAACAAAGGAAGUCCUGUUUGAAUUCUUUCAUCAUCAUACUUUCUAAGCAUGAAAAUCAUUAACUACAUGACAAGUAAUUCAGUAGAGUGUGCAGUGUCAAGCUCCUCUGAGGAAAUACAUGGUGAAGUGAACCAGCAUGAUUGAAUAGUACAUACAUUUUUUUCAAUGAAUACCCACACCACAUUUCCAGCUCACAUUCUAAGAACUACCUAAAAAUGUAGAUAGCAAGCACCUAACAACUCCCCUUCUGUACGCAGUAUGACCUGGGCAAAUAAAAGGACUAUCCACAAUGUAUCUGGAGUUCACAACUUGGGGAAAUGUGCAAUCCUUCUUUUAUGAAUUGUAAGGUUCUUUUUACUUUCAUUAUAAAAAUAAAUUCCAUUCAUAUGUUCUCCAUCA